AUGUCCCAUGGCUAUGGCACGAAAGAUGCAAGCGACAUCAACUCCGGCAGGGUUGUGAAGCUCGUAGCUCCUGCAGGACGGCAACCAUUUGGAUUCAUCGCACCCGAUUCAGGGGGCAAAGACGUGUGGUUUGCCCCGCACCUGCUUGGAGAUGGGAAAUCCUGGGAUGAGUUCAAGGUACAGGUCGGCCGAUAUGGCACCAUCCCCGCACCGGUGAGUUACGUCUUGGACCCGAAAGGGCGAGCCAAAGGCGUUUGUGUCCUCAGCCUGGCAGAGGUUGACGGGAACGACGAUGGCCGCAUCAGUGAAGAGGAGAUGGCAAAGUACCUGGAGGCACACCCCGAGAUGUUUCAGAAGGUGAAGACGCAGAUGGACCGCGAACGGGAGAAAAGGCAGGAGGAACGGGAUGCGGAGCACGCAGCUUGGGUGGCAAAGCGCAAGGCUGAGGAUGCAGCCUACCAUAAACGGAAGGUGGCCUACCAAGAGCAGGUGAAGGACGACGAAGCAGAGGCCCAAGAACGCCAGGAACUCUACGCGCGCCUGGCUGCCAAAGAAGAUGCCCUCAGGGCGAAGAUUGAGGAGACCAAGGCACGCCGUGACAGCCUCAAGGAGCAAGUGAAUCAACUUCGUGAUGAGGCUCAGAAGGAUUGGGAAAGUGGGGCGAAAGCCGAGUGCAAAGCCAAGCAAGCCAAAGCGAAUGAGUUGCAGGAAGAACGCAGCGGGCUCUACAAAGAAGUCGAUGAUCUGUAUGACCAGUUGAAGAACCUGGAUUGGAGCAACAAUGAGGAGAUCUUCAGGUGGGUUCAGAAGAGGCACGACCGCCCAUCAGAUUUGUCUUGGUUCGACCUGCAUGGAUUGGACUUGAACUUCGCUUGGUGGAAAGCCACGGAACUCCUGAAGGCAGCUCAAACCUUGGGCGUGCCCCGUGUCGAGGUCAUCACUGGUGCAGGGCACCACAGCGAGGGAGGGGUUUCAAGAUUGAAGCAGACCAUUUGGACAAACUCAGACUCCUUGCUUCGAUCUGCGAAGUCUGGCCAGAUAGAUGACUUGCACAUAACAGAUUUCCAGCAAGUGGUAGACGAUGAUGGGGACCAGAACCCUGGAACAGUCAUGGUCUUAUUCUGA
Messenger RNA from Symbiodinium natans, 1125 nucleotides. The record is from the annotation of a GenBank genome assembly. NCBI's taxonomy places the organism in Eukaryota, Dinophyceae, Suessiales, Symbiodiniaceae.